This is a messenger RNA of Microcebus murinus (gray mouse lemur), 5976 nucleotides long. The record is from RefSeq and is a predicted model, not a curated record. NCBI's taxonomy places the organism in Eukaryota, Metazoa, Chordata, Mammalia, Primates, Cheirogaleidae.
CCCUCCGGGCCAAUGGGAAGGGCUCAGGGCAACCUGAACUUUAUCUGGACAUGUGACCCGCUUUUAAAAGGGCCGGCCCUCCACUUGGCCCACUCCCCCUCCGGGCUGUCGCCCGCCCUCUCCCUCCCUCUUUUGCUAGCUCUGGCCCUGCCCCUGCCCCCUCCCCUCAGCCCCUCCGCGCCCGGGGUGUCAUUGGGCCCGGGAGACGCGAGCCAACUUCAGGCUGCUCGGAGGAAGCCCGUGCAGUCACCUGGGUGCGGGAGCGGUGCCGCCUCGGGCUCUCCCGCUGCAGGGAGAGCGGCACUUGCUGGCCUGGAUGUGGUUGGAUUUAGGGGGGCUCCGCAGCAGGGGUGUCGUGGCGGUGGCAAGCGCUGCAACAGGUAGACGGCGAGAGACGGACCCCGGCCGCGGCAGCUAUGGAGACCAAAGGCUACCACAGUCUCCCUGAAGGUCUAGAUAUGGAAAGACGGUGGGGUCAAGCAUCUCAGACCGUGGAGCGUUCUUCCCUGGAUCCUACGGAGAAGACUGAUGAGAACAACUACAUGGAGAUUGUCAACGUAAGCUGCGUUUCCGGUGCUAUUCCAAACAACAGUACUCAAGGAAGCAGCAAAGAAAAACACGAACUACUCCCUUGCCUUCAGCAAGACAGCAGUCGGUCUGGGGUUUUAACAUCUGACAUUAAGACGGAGCUGGAGUCUAAGGAACUUUCAGCAACUGUGGCUGAGUCCAUGGGUUUAUACAUGGAUUCUGUAAGAGAUGCUGACUACACCUACGAUCAGCAGAACCCACAAGGGAGCAUGAGUCCAGCUAAGAUUUAUCAAAAUGUUGAACAGCUCAUGAAAUUUUACAAAGAAAAUGGCCAUCGUCCUUCCACUCUAAGCAGCAUGAGCAGGCCCUUGAGAUCGUUCAUGUCGGACUCGGGGAGCUCCGUGAAUGGUGGGGUGAUGCGCGCCAUGGUUAAAAGCCCUAUCAUGUGCCAUGAGAAGAGCCCGUCUGUCUGCAGCCCUCUGAACAUGAGCUCUUCGGUUUGCAGCCCCGCCGGAAUCAACUCUGUGUCCUCCACCACAGCCAGCUUUGGCAGUUUCCCAGUGCACAGCCCUGUCACCCAGGGAACUCCUCUGACGUGCUCCCCUAACGUUGAAAGUCGAGGCUCCAGGUCACACAGCCCCGCGCACGCUAGCAACGUGGGCUCUCCCCUCUCAAGUCCAUUAAGUAGCAUGAAGUCCCCAAUUUCCAGCCCUCCGAGUCACUGCAGCGUAAAAUCUCCAGUCUCCAGUCCUAACAACGUCACUCUGAGAUCCUCUGUGUCCAGCCCCGCAAAUAUCAACAACUCAAGGUGCUCCGUUUCCAGCCCUUCCAACACAAACAACAGAUCCACGCUUUCCAGUCCGACAGCCAGUACUGUGGGAUCUAUCUGUAGCCCUAUAAACAAUGCCUUCAGCUAUCCUGCUUCUAGCACCUCUGCUGGAUCCGGUGCAGCCCGGGAUGUGGUUCCUAGUCCGGACACACACGAGAAGGGUGCUCGAGAGGUCUCUUUUCCCAAGACUGAGGAAGUAGAGAGUGCCAUCUCAAAUGGGGUCACUGGCCAGCUUAACAUCGUCCAGUACAUAAAACCAGAACCAGAUGGAGCUUUUAGCAGCUCCUGUCUAGGAGGAAAUAGCAAAAUAAAUUCUGAUUCUCCAUUCUCGGUUCCAAUAAAACAAGAAUCAACCAAGCAUUCAUGUUCAGGCGCCUCUUUUAAAGGGAAUCCAACAGUAAACCCAUUUCCAUUUAUGGAUGGCUCAUAUUUUUCCUUUAUGGAUGAUAAAGAUUAUUAUUCUCUAUCAGGAAUUUUAGGACCACCAGUGCCCGGGUUUGAUGGUAACUGUGAAGGCAGCGGAUUCCCAAUGGGGAUUAAACAAGAACCCGAUGAUGGGAGCUAUUACCCAGAGGCCAGCAUCCCUUCCUCUGCCAUUGUAGGUGUGAAUUCAGGUGGACAGUCCUUUCACUACAGGAUUGGUGCUCAAGGUACAAUAUCUCUAUCACGAUCCCCUAGAGACCAGUCUUUCCAACACCUGAGUUCCUUUCCUCCUGUCAAUACUUUAGUGGAGUCAUGGAAAUCACAUGGUGACCUGUCAUCUAGAAGAAGUGAUGGAUAUCCGGUCCUAGAAUACAUUCCAGAAAACGUAUCAAGCUCUACUUUACGAAGUGUCUCUACUGGAUCCUCAAGACCUUCCAAAAUAUGUUUGGUGUGUGGGGAUGAGGCUUCAGGAUGUCAUUAUGGGGUAGUAACCUGUGGCAGCUGCAAAGUUUUCUUCAAAAGAGCAGUGGAAGGUAAAUGUUCAUGGCAACACAACUAUUUAUGUGCUGGAAGGAAUGAUUGCAUCAUUGAUAAGAUUCGAAGAAAGAAUUGUCCUGCCUGCAGACUUCAGAAAUGUCUUCAAGCUGGAAUGAAUUUAGGAGCUCGAAAGUCAAAGAAGUUGGGAAAGUUAAAAGGGAUCCACGAGGAACAGCCACAGCAGCAGCCGCCGCCCCCACCGCCGCCGCCCCAGAGCCCCGAGGAGGGGACGACGUACAUCGCCCCGGCCAAAGAGCCCUCGGUCAACACUGCCCUGGUCCCUCAGCUUUCCACCAUUUCCCGAGCUCUCACGCCUUCCCCCGCUAUGCUCCUGGAAAGCAUCGAACCCGAAAUCGUGUACGCGGGCUACGACAGCUCCAAACCAGACACGGCCGAAAAUCUGCUCUCCACUCUCAACCGCUUAGCAGGCAAACAGAUGAUUCAAGUCGUGAAGUGGGCAAAGGUACUUCCAGGAUUUAAAAACUUGCCUCUUGAGGACCAAAUUACCCUAAUACAGUAUUCUUGGAUGUGUCUAUCAUCAUUUGCCUUGAGCUGGAGAUCGUACAAACAUACGAACAGCCAAUUUCUCUAUUUUGCACCAGACCUAGUCUUUAAUGAAGAGAAGAUGCAUCAGUCUGCCAUGUAUGAGCUAUGCCAGGGAAUGCACCAAGUCAGCCUUCAGUUCGUUCGACUGCAGCUCACCUUUGAAGAAUACUCCAUCAUGAAAGUUUUGCUGCUACUAAGCACAAUUCCAAAGGAUGGCCUCAAAAGCCAGGCUGCAUUUGAAGAAAUGAGGACAAAUUACAUCAAAGAACUGAGGAAGAUGGUGACUAAGUGUCCCAACAAUUCUGGGCAGAGCUGGCAGAGGUUCUACCAACUGACCAAGCUUCUGGACUCCAUGCAUGACCUGGUGAGUGACCUCUUGGAAUUUUGCUUCUACACCUUCCGAGAGUCCCAGGCCUUGAAGGUGGAGUUCCCGGCCAUGCUGGUGGAGAUCAUCAGCGACCAGCUGCCCAAGGUGGAAUCCGGGAACGCCAAGCCGCUGUACUUUCACCGGAAGUGACAGAAGACGUCUUGCCAGAAGAACUUUGCCUUAAGUUUCCCCGAGUUAUUCCACACCCACGAAGGACCCAAGAAAUCAGAUUUUUUUAACAUGUGAUGGUUGAUUCCCACUUGUGCAGCAGUUUCUCAAGUUUAAAAUCAUGUCGGGGGUUUGGAGCUGGGAAAGCUGUUUCACCACGUGGAACGUGACAAGACCCGAGCAGUCUAAAAGGAUUCUUCCCUCUCCAGUCCCCAGUGCUUAGAAACAUGUUCCUGUUCCUCUGGAUGAAAAGCCAUAUCUAGUCAAUAACUCUCUGAUUUUGAUAUUUUAACAGAUGGAAGUUUUAACUAUGCCAUGUAGUUUCUGGUAUCGUUCGCUUGUUUUAAAAAGGGUUCAAGGACUAACGAACUUUUUAAAGCUUACCCUUGGUUUGCACAUAAAAAAACGUAUAGUCAAUAUGGGGCAUUAAUAUUCUUUUGUUAUUUAAAAAAAACACACAAAAAAGAAAAAAAAUAUAUAAAGAUUCCUGUUGUGUAAUAACAGAACACGUGGCAUGGGACAGUGGCCUCCUGCAGGCUCUGGUUCACCCACGGCCCUUCUGCAUCACUGGUAUACACACUCGUUAGCGUCCAUUUAUUAUUUAAUUAGAAUGGAUAAGAUGUUAAAACAAAAUGCCUUGGUUUCAAUUCCUAGUAUCUAUUGUGUUGGCUUUACAGAUAAUUUUUUGCAGUCUUUUGCUGUGCUGUACAUUACUGUAUGUAUAAAUUGUGAAGGACCUGAAAUAAGAUAUAAGGAACUUUUGUAAAUGAGACACAUUCAAAAAGAAAAAAAAAAUUCUUUAAUGGUUAAUAGGAUGAAUGGGAAAGUAUUUUUGAAAGAAUUCUAUUUUGCUGGAGACUAUUUAAGUACUAUCUUUGUCUAAACAAACAAGGUAAAAAAAAAUUUUUUUUUUUUUUGUAAAGUGAAAUGUUCUGCAUGCAUAAUGAACCGUUUACAGUGUAUUUAAGAAAGGGAAAGCUGUGCCUUUUUUAGCUUCAUAUCUAAUUUACCAUUUUACAGUCUCUGUUGUAAAUAACCACACUUUAAACCUCUUUGGUUGUCUUUAAGCUUUUCUACUUUUUCUGUACUUUCUGUUUUGUUCUUGGUCUCCUGCCCAGGGCGUUUGUGGGACUCGAGCACCACCACGUUUUCCUGGCUUCGUCCUGCUCCAGGGGAAUGACAAGCUGCAGGGUGUCUGCAGCUCCCUGAAGGUGUCAUUCGAUGCCACACGCGACAGAGGUGGUCCUGGGAGUGCGGCAGCUUCAGCCAAGCUGCCUGUUUCCCCUUUUUCCUCCGGAAGCAGACUGGGCUCCAGGAGAGUGGGACUGGGAACUCGACAGCACAUUGUCCUCCCAUUUUAAGAAAAGCAGAUUUUCUCCCGUGGCAAAAAAAAAUUCCACACUACUCUCUCUCUCAAAGAUCAGCUAUUUCCUUCCGAUCUCGGGAAGGGAUUCUGCACUCCUGGAGAAAUGUAUUAUCAUGGCAGGAUUCUCUGGGACGAUCCGUCUUGGCGAGAUUCAGUCUGAAUGGCGUGGAGACCGGGAGAUAGAGGGUUUUUAGAUUUUUAAAAGGUAGGUUUUAAAAAUAAAUUUUAUACAUAAACAGUUUUGGAGAAAACAAAGAACUACAGAUCAUAUAAAGCAAGACAGUGGCACUAAAAUUUUUAAUUCAUUAAUCUGUUGGGCACUAACGCAAUGUAUGGCUUUUCUCUUACCCCAAAUCAAAAACGUGUUUAUCUUUGGGGAAGCUAACAAUAGGAUUGCACUAAAGAAACUACUUUGAAUAGAGGCCAAAAUUAAUCUUUUAAAAGUGGUGAUAAUCAUGAAGUACUCAGUGAAAUCCUAUUAUUUUCCCAAACCUAAAACCUGUAGCUGGAGAAGCCCAAGGCCAGGAGAAGGUAGCCAUCAGAUCAACACUUUUUUCCAGGGUUCACCAUGCAGGCAACAUUACCUUGUCUUUCGGAAGACACCUGCCUUAUGCAAGGGGAAACCUGUGAAAGCUACACUCAGAGGGAGGAGUUUUUCUUACAUAAUUUGCAAUUUCAGGAAUUUAAUUUAUAAGCAGAUCUUUAAAUACAGUCAACUUACAUGCACAGCAAUAUGAAAGCCACACUCUCUGAAGGUGAUAAAUACACAGCAUGCAGACUGGGAGUUUCUGAAAAAGAAAUGGCUUGCAACAGCAGUUUUUUAGUUCAGACUUUUUUAUAAAAUUGGAAUUUUGACGUAACCAGGUUUGGGAUGGAGAUGGUCUGCAUCAGCUUUUUGUAUUAACAAAGUUACUGGCUCUCCAUGUGUCUCCCUGGUAACUUUGCUUGAUUAAACAGCAAAGCCAUAUUCUAAAUUCACUGUUGAAUGCCUGUCCCAGUCCAAACUGUCUGUCUGCUCUUAUUUUUGUACCAUAUUGCUCUUAAAAAAAAAAAUCUUGGUUUGGUACAAUUCAUAAUUCACCAAAACUUCAUAUAAUUAAAGAAAACACUAAAUUAGUUCAAAAUGAAGCAAUUUAUAUCUUUAUGCAAAAACAUAUGUCUGUCUUUGCAAAGGACUGUAAGCAAAUUACAAUAAAUCCUUUACUUUAAUCA